This is a messenger RNA of Mya arenaria, 4542 nucleotides long. RefSeq lists its product as uncharacterized. Bases 176 to 3094 code for a protein of 972 amino acids. The transcript is spliced from 14 exons. The record is from RefSeq and is a predicted model, not a curated record. NCBI's taxonomy places the organism in Eukaryota, Metazoa, Mollusca, Bivalvia, Myida, Myidae.
GGCAGUUCAAAUUCAGCAGUGUUGUCACAUGACUAUUACAUCCAUUACUGGCACUCUUAAAAUAUUUUGAUGUUCCCGAAACAUAAUUCUUUCAGAAGACACUGAAAGCAUGAAUCGAUUUCUGAAAAGGGUUAUAACUCUGAAGAGCAGGUAGGGACAACUCCGUCAGCAGCAUAUGGAUUUGUCUUCGUUACCACCCCUGCAGGGCCAGUUAUCGUUUGCCAAUAGUUCAGUGGAGUUUAGCGAUGGAUUUGGAGUCGGAGGGUUCAUAUCUGAGCGUGAACAUGUGAACGAAAGUGGUACAGAAACUAGAGCUUUCAACGUGAAUGAUGGAGAGGAAGCGGUGAAGUGUCUACGUCGAGCUUUCCAGAUUUUGCGCCCUGGUGACCAUGUCAGCAGAAAACCAUCGGAGAAUGGUGGCAGCAGUUUCGUCCACUGUAGGCACUCCGCUCAGUUGGGGCGGCCAUACAUCAGUCUCCGACACCACCUUGAGGAGCGGGCAAGAGUGGAACUCCUUCGUGACUGUUUGUAUCGACUCAAAACUAGUGCCUCGUUUGUACGUGAUCUUCAAAUACUUGUGGCUGAUGAAUAUAAAGAGAUUUACAAAAUAACGCAUGAUUGUGUUGACGAAAUUCCUGUAAGUAAGAUAUUUUGCCUCAAUGCCUUGUGUGAGGAUUUAAGAACGUUGGUUGGGCAUUGGAAGUGUAUCAAACAGAAACUGCACACAAAUCGCUGGCUUCAACCUGUGCUUGGUUCUAUGGUCUUUCAGUUGGAUCGUAUUCGUGUGAAUUUACUGAAGUUACAAGAAAAAGCCAUUUGGUGGCUUGAAAAGUUUGUGAUAGUUGGCCUGCAGGUUUUCGCUCAUGGAAAUGUGGAUGCCGUGACCCAUGAAAUGAUUUGGAAUAUAACUCGCGGAUUAGAGGAUUUUAAUAACAUCGUAAAUGGCAUUCAGACACCGUCACCUACCUCAAGACAUGGUUUACAAUCAACAAAUGUGCUCAGACUUUAUUCUCUUAGUGCCGAAUCUUCUAACUCAUUUGCAUGCUUAGGGGAGCAUGUGAAAGCUUUGCCAUUUACCAGGGUGCUCAGUAUUCUUGCUAAUGAACGAUCAAAAUAUGCCGCUCUCGAGACUCACAGAUUUUUCACAAAUAAUGGAGAGUUUGUGAAAUUAUUGUACUCAGGAAGACUUCCGAAUUAUAUAUGGACGGAAGAGUCUAGUCACACAAAUGAUAAGAUUGAAAAGGAGACCUCAGAUUAUCACACGGCGACGGGCAGUAUGACAUCACUAAGUGCAGCUAUACUGAAGGUCGGGAGCAUUCGUGCCCCUGAUCUUACAGACUCCGAUUCACCAUUGGUGGAGUUGGGUCGGAGAGAACAUAAUUUUGCGGAGAAUUUUCUCUAUGUUGUUUGUAGCUCAACAAAUUUGCUCCAGAAAAAAGAUAAUCAGCGUUCGCGACGAGCGGUUAAGUUAACUCAAAGUUUCUCAAGUGCCAAACCACCGAAAGGGGAUACUCCAGUCUUGUCCCGCAGCGAUUCUCUCCGGAAGUCUGUAUCCUGGGGUGAUUCUGCUGAUAGUUCAAUAAAGUCUCAACUUGUCUCAAGGUAUAUGGACCUAUACUGGAGUCACUUUGGUGCCAAUCUUCACACAAUGUUUUAUGAACCAUGCUGGAUCCGCAAGCAGUCUCUUUACUACUCCGACAUCGGCAGUGUAAUACCGCUCAACACAACCAUCAUCGCCGUUGUCAAACACAUGAUGCAGCAUGUUUGCCUCAAAGUGUGGGCUCCACCUGAGAAAGAAUCUGCUUCUAACCAACCAGGUCCUGUUGACUUUUAUCAACAUCUUAUAGACCCUCUAUACCCCAAUUUUGGGGUCCCUCUAUUUUUACCUGAACCCAAACCAGAUUUGUUUCCCCCCGGGAGUGUAACGCCCAUGUUGACUGCUGCGAAAAAGAGCAUGCAUAUUGCAGCCUUCGGAGCCUGGGACAAGUGUAUUUGUGAAGCCCUUGCAUCCCAGCGCUCAGACAAGUGUUACCCGUGCCCGCUGGUGGGUGGAGAUUACAGCACCAGGACUGGGAUGUUGCUGCGUGACACCUUCCAGCCAGUCCUAAACUUGCUGAGGGAGCAACUUGCCGAGAGCAUUGAGCCAUCACAAGGAGGUAUCCCAUCUUCAGUCAGUGAAAUGGCGAGUGUGUCUAUGAGGCUGGUGGUGACGUCCAGUGCAUCUCUGCAGUGGUGCCGUUACAAGACACACCAGUACCUUGCCAGCAUGGCGGUCGCCAACUUCCUCCUUAUCUCACAGACAGACCUCAAGAUGUUGGUAGACGAGACGCGAAGUUCCUUGUACCAGGUUCAAAUGGUCAUUAAGGCUCUUGGACAGCGAGAGGGUACAGAGAAUCUCAGUGUGAUAGCUGGCCAGCUCUCUAAUCUUAUGGACAGCCUACAGAGUCUUUCAUCUCUGUGCAUGAAGCAGUUUGCCAAGAACUGUACAAGCGCAGCCCAUGAUUACUUCAAGACCAAUAUGGCCACCGGGAAACAGUGGAGAAAGAAACCAGACAGUGGGGCAGUAUCCGGCCACAACAUCUACAUUGAGCAUGUGUUGGAGACAGUGCUGGAGCCAGUGUUAGAGGGGGUGGGGAAACUCAGACAAACUGUGCAGCUCACCGUUAUUUCCCAGGCUGUGGAGGCCCUCUGUCAGGCCUGGCUCAACUUUAUACUGCAGGAGAAGAUCAAGUUCAGUUACACCGGAGCCUGUCAGCUGGGUGUAGAUGCCCGCUAUAUGCGUACCUGGCUGAAGCGGAGUAUUGCCAUGGAAGCAGUUCAACAGAGUAUCCUUGAUUUGCCUGUGUUGAAAACACUGACCGGUGUGGUACUAUUACUCAUGAGGCAGCCAGAAAAACGCUCUGCAAGCAAGUUCCGUGGAGAACCAGAAAAUGAUGAAGACAGUGCACAUAUCCAAGGUGAACGAUCCGUCUACGAGAGUGAAGACUGUAUCAGUCAUGUGUCUAACCCCAACGACUGGCUUGCCCUACGGGUAAAUGGAGGAGGGCGUAGCUGGAGAAGUAUAUCAGGAUGCCUUAACCCUGAUCCACAGUGAAGUUUGAACCCUGAUCCAUAAUGAAUGAAAUGGGGGCUGUAACCAGAUCAAAUUGAUGGAUGUGAAUGAGGAAGAUGGACUCCAGCUCUCAUAACCCUUAUGCCUGGCUUGCAUGCCAUCCAGGUGAAUGGAUGGAGGGAGAGGAGCUAGAAAAGUAUUUCAAGAUGUCUUAGCUCUAAUCUACAGUGAACACAAUUUGUGUAGGGUGGCUAUGGAGGACUAGCUCAGGCUGAUUAAGGCUUAACCUGACCCUUAAUGUGUCUUGGACAGUGGAGGUGGGUUCAAGGAAUAACUAUCUCUGGAAUGUCUUCACCCCUGAUCCUUCUGAGAUUUGAUGGCUGCAUUUAUCCAAGAUCAUCCAACUUACCACUGCUUUACAUGGACUUAUUGACAUUUUGUGAAGCUGAGAUCACCACAAAACACAGUGAAACUGAUGUGUGUUACAGGGCUGACUUACAGCCCUACAUAUUUCGAAUUGAUGAAUUGAUGACUGUUGGUGGGGUAAAUGCUACGCAAGGCAAUCUUGAGAUAAAUUUUCAAACCAGAGAAUGAGAUUAUUUAUAGGUAGCACUUAAAAGCAGCUAUAUUUUUACACGUCUUUAUGAAAUAUCCACAGGUUGUUUUUUUGUUUUAUAACUGUUAUGUUUCAUUCAUAUUUGGUCCAAAUGAGAAAAUAUUGGGAAAGCCAACCAAAAGUCAUACAUGUGCAGAAACUGAGAAUAAGGCUUUCCAAGUUAAUGGUCAUGCACUUUGCCUUAGAUUUGGAUAAUAAAGUCUUUGAAAUGCUCAGUAGUCAGGGGCUCAUUUUUUUGAAAAUACUUUAUUUAGUAGGUUGAAAUCCCUUACACAAUUUAGCUGAAAAAUCUCAUUUAAACCUGAUUGCUGAAUAUUAACUUGAUUCUUACAAUUAUUUAUGAGGUAGUUUUGCUUAAAAAGUGUUGCCACUUUAAAAGGAGAUGCGAAGCAGUAGAUGAUAGAUCAUGAAAUAGCAAAAUUAACAUGUUCAUGAUUUAUACGUUAUGCAGCUAAAACAAGUUUAAUUAUCAUUCAAGAAAUCAGCCCCAGAUGUCUCAAUAACUGCUUGUGAGUUUGUGUCCUUUAAAAUUCUACAUACUUAUUCAAAUUUAAUGCUGUUGCCUUCAGUUACUCAAUCCUCCUGCUUAAGGAAGAUAAUUUUGCUUAAAUCAUUGUAGUCUCAUAAAUUUUUUGAACAUUAUGUCCUAAGAAAGUCAGAUAUGUGUAUAGAAAAAAUAAUUAUGAGGGCUACAUGUAAACUACAAUCUUACUUUGAACACCUUAGUCUGAUUGCAAAUACAUGGCUUAAGUUUUACUGAGACUGUGUAUACAUUUAAUCUGCAAUGUGCAUGCAUGUAUUUUGUUUUAAACUUUUUUACACAGGCCUUAAAAAAAAAAUUGUUUGGUUAGGGUUACAUCCUUUUCAAAAAUAG